Aspergillus alliaceus is the source of this 783-nucleotide messenger RNA. RefSeq lists its product as uncharacterized. Lineage: Eukaryota; Fungi; Ascomycota; Eurotiomycetes; Eurotiales; Aspergillaceae. Gene Ontology annotation, biological process: DNA-templated transcription; regulation of DNA-templated transcription. Gene Ontology annotation, molecular function: zinc ion binding; DNA binding; DNA-binding transcription factor activity, RNA polymerase II-specific. The record is from RefSeq and is a predicted model, not a curated record. The transcript is spliced from 2 exons. Gene Ontology annotation, cellular component: nucleus. The coding region runs from base 58 to 750 and encodes 230 amino acids.
GGGGGAUCUUGGCAUUGUCCUGACACGUAUAGUGGAUGCGAAGGAACUAAUUGAAUUAUGCGUUCGAGUCUUUCUUGUGCGUUUUGCCGAAAAUCUAAAAUCAAGUGUGUAAAUUCCGGUAGCUCUCCUUGCCAAAAGUGUCAGAAAUCGCAAAUUCCCGGUUGCAUCCUUUCUAGGCCGCGACAUGUGGCCACCCGAGUUUCUAGGAGGCGAGGCCGUAGUAACACGGAUCACAAAGAUCAUGAGGAGCCAUCAGGGCCACGGCCAGUCUCACCAAGCCAUGAAGAGAGCAGAGCAGAGCUAUUUUCAGAUUGUCUCGGAGGAGAUUCGGACAUCUCACGGACCGAUGAGCAUCUCGCCAGCCUUCCGACAGGCGUGAUCCUCAAGUCUUUGAAUGUUUUCACUAACAAGUUUCCGGAGUUGGGGAUUCUACAUCUUCCGACACUCAUGCAAGCAUUCGAACUAGGUUGCUCCAAGGAGACGAAAGUUUUACUGAGUGCCAUACUUCUAGUGACGAAAAGCCAACUGUCGUUUCUCAACCCCUCUUGGGCAAGUAGUUUACUGUCCGGGAAAGAUUAUGAGUUCUAUGCCCGGCAGGCUCUCUCUGAGUUCAUUCUUCAACCGCCAAACAUCCAAGUUGUCCAGGCGCUUCUCAUAAUGACUCUCUAUGAGUGGGGAGGCCGGAACUUCCAUAAGGCCUGGGUUUACUGCGGUACGUCGCUAAUUGAGAUUGACGUACAUCAUGGUUAAUACAAAGGACAGGCAUCGCUAUUCGGAUCAUGC